AAGUUACGCGAUAGCCUUCUAUUUCCUUUAGAGCGGGGAUUGGGACGUAUGAAGAAAGCCGCAACGUCACAAAAUGAAAAAACAAACAGAUACAGUUAACUAACUAAAAAAAAAAAAGGUUCAAGGAUUCGAUGCUGAUGCUGUCUAGCGAAGAUAAGAAUUAAGAGUCUGGAAGGAGGGAUGCACUUUCCAGCGUCACGUCCCUUUGAGAGAUGGGUGGAGUUUGCUCUGUUGUAACAGUGAUUGAAGACGAUGGCUAGAAGAGUGUGGAGCUGCUUCUCCAGCAUCUCCACUGCUGUUCUCUAUGGCUCCCUCUCUCUGUUCGUUUCUAUUCUGCACAACGUUUUCCUGCUUUACUACGUGGACACCUUCGUGUCCGUCUACAAGAUUGAUAAAGUCUCCUUCUGGGUUGGGGAGACAGUGUUUCUCAUAUGGAACAGCUUGAACGACCCUCUCUUUGGCUGGAUCAGUGAUCGCGCCUUCCUCGGCUCUCAGCACGCAGGGGUUCGGAUCUCAAACCCACAGGUGGUUCUGAAGAGGCUGCAGGCUCUGUCCCGGACUGGCCCCCUGUUUGCACUCUCCUUCCUGGCGUUCUGGGUGUCCUGGGCCAGACCUGGGUUGCAGUUCCUUGUCUGCCUGUGUCUCUACGAUGGCUUCCUCACCGUGGUGGACCUAAACCACAAUGCCUUGCUGGCGGACCUGGCUGUGUCGGCUAGCGAGAGGACUCGGCUGAACUUCCAGUGCUCGCUGUUCAGCGCCCUGGGCUCCCUGUCCGUCUUCAUGUCCUACUCCUUCUGGGACAAGGAGGACUUCUUCUCCUUCAGAAUGUUCUGUGUGGCGCUGGCUGCCCUCUCCAUCCUGGGCUUCAGCGUGGCCUGCUGGCUCCUGCAGCAGAGGUUUCAGGGCAGAGCCAGGCGAGACGAGGAGGAGGACUCUGUCCUGAAAGAGCUGUGUGUUGGACAGGCCCCUCUUGCUCAGGAGAAGGAGCUGACUCUGGGGCAGUACCUGAAGCAGCUCUCCAAACACACAAACUUCCUCUGGUUUGCCUCCAUGAACCUCGUCCAGGUGUUUCACUGCCACUUCAAUAGCAAUUUCUUCCCACUGUUCCUGGAGCAUCUCCUUUCGGACCGAAUCUCAGCCUCCACAGGAUCCUUUCUGCUCGGAUUCUCUUACAUCGCCCCCCACCUGAAUAACCUCUACUUCCUGUCCCUGUGUGGCCGCUAUGGGGUCUACACUGUGGUUCGCUGGCUGUUCUUUCUCAAACUCAUCCUCAGUGUCAUCAUGCUGCUGGCAGGACCAGACCAGAUCUACUUGCUGUGUAUAUUUAUAGCCAGUAAUCGUGUGUUCACUGAGGGGACCUGCAAGCUCUUGAACCUGGUGAUCAGUGACCUGGUUGAUGAGGAUCUUGUGAUGAACCGUCGGCAGCAGGCAGCCUCCGCGCUGCUGUUCGGCAUGGUCGCCUUGGUAACCAAGCCGGGACAGACCUUUGCACCGCUCAUCGGGACCUGGCUGCUGUGUGUGUACACAGGAUAUGACAUUUUCCAGCGAGACCCUUUGCAGGAAGUGGUCCGCACCCAGGAGCUGUGGAACCCUGCCUGGUUCAGCACUCUGCGGCACGGCUGCUUCCACCUGCUGGUCUUCAUUCCCAUCACCUGUGCCUUCCUGCAGCUGCUGGCCUGGUCCCAGUUCUCACUGCACGGCAAGCGCCUGCAGAGCAUAAAGCUACAGAGGCAGAGUGCUUCACAGGAACUUCCCAUCGAUGUGAAAGAUAUCUGAUGAAAAAAUGCCAAAGCUGGAGAGGCACUGCGCGUGCAAACCAAACCUGCCUUAUUUUGAUAGAAUAAACAUUCCAUUCCAGUUCAAUUUAAAUAUGGUCCACAGACUAUGGACCAAAAAAUGGUUUUAUUUAAGAUUGGAUGUUUUUAAGGUGUAAAAAGAGCAUGUGUUUGUCCAUGUAUGUGUCUGGAUUGUGCUGCUGUCCGAGUGCAAGUCAGUUGAGCAGCACCACCUCUUUGAUUGAACGGCUGUUACACCCCGUCCACGUUGUGUAAGUUACAGCCGUUUGCGAAUACAUGCAAUUACAUUAGUGUGCCAAAACUAACUUUCUAGAUUUUUAAAAAUGAAUUUUUUUUACACAUUUUUAAAAUUAACUGAAGAUCAUAGAAGAGCACACACAUAUGUAAACCAGUGUAUGAAACGUGUGUAUAUAGAUAGAUCUUUCUGUCUAUCUCUCUACACACCUGUUUAUGUUAACAAACUUACCCUAAAACCUCAAUGUCUGGAUAAACAUGUUUGUAUAACAUUUUAUUACAUUCAUAUUAAAAAGGGUAAAAAAAUUAUUUGAAACCAG
Messenger RNA from Acipenser ruthenus (sterlet), 2350 nucleotides. It is a transcript of the gene slc68a1a, whose product is annotated as major facilitator superfamily domain containing 13A. The transcript is spliced from 9 exons. NCBI's taxonomy places the organism in Eukaryota, Metazoa, Chordata, Actinopteri, Acipenseriformes, Acipenseridae. The record is from RefSeq and is a predicted model, not a curated record. Bases 253 to 1776 code for a protein of 507 amino acids.